Brachypodium distachyon (stiff brome) is the source of this 3042-nucleotide messenger RNA. Its product is annotated as isoamylase 3, chloroplastic. Gene Ontology annotation, biological process: carbohydrate metabolic process. The record is from RefSeq and is a predicted model, not a curated record. Gene Ontology annotation, molecular function: hydrolase activity, hydrolyzing O-glycosyl compounds. The coding region runs from base 256 to 2607 and encodes 783 amino acids. The transcript is spliced from 25 exons. Lineage: Eukaryota; Viridiplantae; Streptophyta; Magnoliopsida; Poales; Poaceae.
GAGAUGUCGUCCGUUCACUCUGUCGACCGUGUUGCCCCCCCUCCGGCAUGCGACACCACGUGUCCGCCGCCAAUCCCGUUCGCCCUCGCGCCCCAUUCGUCCGCGCGCGCUCCCCAAGGUAAGAUCACCGCCCCCUUCUCCGACACGCCCUCCCCAUCGCCACUCUCCCCCCACCGCUCUCCGCUCCAGAGCCGCUAGCCUAGGAGGCGACCCAUGACCGUGUCCACGAGCCCCUAUAACUAGCCCCGAUCUCGAAUGGGAUCCUUCCUGCUACCCGUCCCACCCCACAUUUGGAUGGAUUCGGUCUCUACAAAUCGCUCCCCGCUGCGCUCCGCCGCCACCGCCGCUCGUCGAAGCAGCCCGUCCAGCUGCUCCGCGCUUCCGAACCGUGUGGGAGCGAGCAGGUUCGGGGUCGCGCCUGGGUGCGGAGGACGGCUAUUUGGAAAGGCGCAGCGAUUUGGGUCCGUUCGGAUUACCACGGCGAGAGCACAGAGCGGGAAUGCUGGGAAAAGUAUGACCGAGCAAAGGGAAUGCACAAUGUCAGAAACCCUGAAAUAUUCUUCUGGUAAAGCAUCCCCACUAGGAGUGUCGCAAGUUGAAGGUGGUCUGAACUUCGCAAUUUUCUCUCAGCACGCUUCUUCCGUCACCCUCUGCAUCAAGGUUCCUGAGAGAGGCACCAAGGAUGAAGAAAAUGCAGAAGUUGUGGAGUUUGCUUUAGACUGCCAGAACAACAAAACUGGAGAUAUAUGGCAUGUGUCAGUGGAGGGGUUGCCUACUUCUGGAGUUCUCUAUGGAUAUCGUGUUGAUGGUCCUCAAGGAUGGCAACAUGGCCAUAGAUUUGAUAGCAACAUUAUUCUUCUUGAUCCUUAUGCGAAAUUAGUCUCUGGUCGAAAUUACUUUGGGGUUGACAAAGAGAAGCCAAGUCAGCCUUUUGGAACAUAUGAUUUUGAUAGCCCUCCUUUUGACUGGGGUGUUGAUUACCGGCUUCCAAAUUUGCCUGAGACAGAUCUAGUUAUAUAUGAAAUGAAUGUUCGCGCAUUCACUGCGGAUGAAUCAAGUGGGGUUGAUCCAGCUGUCCGUGGAAGCUAUCUUGGCUUUAUCGACAAAAUCCCACAUUUGCUGGAACUUGGAGUUAAUGCAGUGGAAUUACUUCCUGUUUUUGAGUUUGAUGAACUGGAAUUCAAGAGGUACCCAAACCCAAGGGACCACAUGGUCAAUACAUGGGGUUAUUCUACAAUAAACUUCUUUGCUCCCAUGAGCCGCUAUGCAAGUGCUGGUGGUGGACCACUGGCUGCUUCCAGAGAGCUCAAGCAGAUGGUCAAAGCACUGCAUAAUGCUGGGAUAGAGGUUAUUCUGGACGUUGUUUACAAUCAUACAAAUGAAGCGGAUGAUGCUAACCCUUAUGUUACUUCUUUUCGUGGCAUCGAUAACAAGGUUUAUUACAUUUUAGAUCCAAAGAACAACGCUCAACUGCUGAACUUCUCUGGCUGUGGGAAUACACUAAACUGCAACCAUCCGGUUGUCAUGGAACUCGUACUCGACAGCUUGAGACAUUGGGUGAAGGAGUAUCACAUAGAUGGAUUUCGGUUUGACCUUGCAAGUGUUCUUUGUCGUGGAACAGAUGGCAGUCCUCUUGAUGCUCCUCCGCUCAUUAAGGAAAUUGCCAAAGAUUCUGUAUUAUCUCGAUGUAAGAUUAUUGCCGAACCUUGGGAUUGUGGUGGCCUUUAUUUAGUAGGGCAGUUCCCUAACUGGGACAGGUGGGCUGAAUGGAAUGGAAAGUACAGAGACGAUAUUCGAAGAUUCAUCAAGGGUGAUCCUGGUAUGAAGGGGGUGUUGGCAACUCGUGUCUCUGGAUCAGCCGAUCUCUACCAGGUGAACAAGCGGAAGCCUUAUCAUGGUGUGAAUUUCAUAAUCGCACAUGAUGGGUUUACCUUAUGCGACCUUGUUUCAUACAACUUAAAGCACAAUGAUGCAAAUGGAGAAAGUGGGCGUGAUGGAUGCAAUGACAAUUUUAGCUGGAACUGUGGUGUUGAAGGAGAAACAAAUGAUUCAAAUGUGUUAGCUCUGCGUUCAAGACAAAUGAAGAACUUCCAUCUGGCAUUAAUGAUUUCUCAAGGCACCCCAAUGAUGUUGAUGGGAGAUGAAUAUGGUCAUACACGUUAUGGAAAUAAUAAUAGCUAUGGACAUGAUACCUGCAUAAAUAAUUUCCAGUGGGGACAGUUGGAAGAAAGAAGAUAUGGCCAUUUCAGAUUUUUCUCAGAGAUGAUUAAGUUUCGCCAGAAUCACCCAAUACUGAAACGAGACAGGUUUCUUAACAAAAAUGAUGUCACCUGGCAUGAGGAUUGUUGGGAGAACAUGGAAAGCAAAUUCUUGGCAUUUACGAUACAUGACCACAGUUCGGGUGGAGAUAUCUAUUUGGCAUUCAACGCCCAUGACUAUUUUGUGGAUGCUGUAAUUCCCCCAGCACCUCAGCAUAAACGUUGGAACCGUGUGGUGGAUACCAACCUGGAAUCACCAAAUGAUAUUGUACCGGAAGGGGUGCCAUUUACUGGAUCAGGUUACAGAAUAGCUCCAUACUCUUCCAUCCUGCUCAAGGCAAACCCAUAGAUUGGUGGAGACAAGUCCGUCUGAAGAAAGCACAAGAAUAAUGUCACUUCCGGCUAUUUUUGGGAGUCAGGCGCAUCUCUGUGAAAAUCGACCAGCAGGAGCCACAGUUGCAACUGGUAUAGGACUUCGUCUAAUAAAUAACACGUCCAGCACACUUUGUUUCCACGCAUAAGAAACAAGAAAAGCCUGGGACUGAAGUUGCAAGUCCUUCAGUUGGGUACAAGGAGGCUCGAGGGAAUCUAGUCUAAGUACUCUUUGUAGCAGUCUGUUCUUUCAUUUUUCAUGUGUCCUAAGAAUGGCUAUCAAGCUCUUGUUCUGAUAAUAAUUUGGCAUGAGAUCCACAACUUGUGUUUUUACGAGACCAAAAACAUUCCUAGAAUGAACAUAUAUGAUAAGCGUAUGGAGGUGAAAGAUUUUGUUUCAUCUUUUUAAGCA